AUGGAGCGUAAAAUAAACAGAAGAGAAAAAGAAAAGGACUAUGAAGGGAAACACAACAGCCUGGAAGAUGCUGACCAGGGAAAGAACUGCAAAUCCACUCUGAUGACCCUCAACGUUGGUGGAUACUUAUACAUCACUCAGAAACAAACACUGACCAAGUACCCAGACACUUUCCUUGAAGGUAUAGUCAAUGGAAAAAUUCUCUGCCCGUUUGAUGCCGAUGGUCAUUAUUUCAUAGACAGGGAUGGGCUCCUCUUCAGGCACGUUCUAAACUUCCUACGAAAUGGAGAACUUCUACUGCCCGAAGGGUUUCGAGAAAAUCAACUUCUUGCACAAGAAGCAGAAUUCUUUCAGCUCAAGGGACUGGCGGAGGAAGUGAAGUCCAGGUGGGAAAAAGAACAGCUGACACCCAGGGAGACCACUUUCUUGGAAAUAACAGAUAACCAUGAUCGCUCACAGGGACUGAGAAUCUUCUGUAAUGCUCCGGAUUUCAUAUCAAAAAUAAAAUCUCGCAUUGUCCUGGUGUCCAAAAGCAGGCUGGAUGGCUUUCCUGAGGAGUUUUCUAUAUCGUCAAAUAUCAUUCAAUUUAAAUACUUCAUAAAGUCUGAAAAUGGCACUCGACUUGUACUGAAGGAAGACAACACCUUUGUCUGCACCUUGGAAACUCUUAAGUUUGAGGCCAUAAUGAUGGCCUUAAAGUGUGGUUUUAGACUGCUGACAAGCCUGGACUGCUCCAAAGGGUCAAUUGUUCACAGCGAUGCACUUCAUUUUAUCAAGUAA
This is a messenger RNA of Budorcas taxicolor (takin), 780 nucleotides long. RefSeq names its product potassium channel tetramerization domain containing 4 (gene KCTD4). The transcript has a single exon. The coding region runs from base 1 to 780 and encodes 259 amino acids. Gene Ontology annotation, molecular function: protein binding. NCBI's taxonomy places the organism in Eukaryota, Metazoa, Chordata, Mammalia, Artiodactyla, Bovidae. The record is from RefSeq and is a predicted model, not a curated record. Gene Ontology annotation, biological process: protein homooligomerization.